Molecule: messenger RNA, 3693 nt
Organism: Symbiodinium sp. CCMP2592
Lineage: Eukaryota; Dinophyceae; Suessiales; Symbiodiniaceae
Source: the annotation of a GenBank genome assembly
AUGGCAGCCUGCCUAUGUAUCUUUUCCUCUGCAAGCAGGGCCUUCCGAUUCGCCUUGUCACUGUCUGGGCUCCAGCACUUCUACAUCUUAUCCCUCCAUGCCGGUCUAUGGUGUGCCCUCAGCUCCUACCUUGAGUCCUGCGAUGGCUGUGGCUCUGCGGGGGCUGGACCAGGCCCAGCAUACUGUGUAUCGAUCGUGGCCGCGUUUGCACUCUCCAGCAACUCUGCAGGGUCGCUUGCUGUUUUUUUCCUGGAAUAUGCCGGAGGGCUAUCACAGGAAACGCAUUGGACGGACAAGGUUGCACCCCAGUUCCCCACGGCCACCUGGGAUGUCUACACCUCCCCGACCACUGACAACAAAUCUGCCGGGCCUCCUUGCCUGGAGUCGCUGACCUUGAGCAAUUGCACACCACCCUGGUCCAUUGUGCUUCCCAAUUUUUCCCGCCGCCCACAGGCCUACCGAGCCUGGAAGACUACCAAAGCACAAGGACGGCACAAUCCGCUCUAUGUUGCCAGGUGCUACCAUCUCUUCAAGACUGCACACAAGGCCUUCCGACGUGCGGGCAAGGAAGCCAAGCACUGGUUCCACACCAGGCUCCAGGAUCUGCAGGCUGCUGCCUGCUCAGGGGACUCCCGCAGGCUCUAUGCUGGAGUACGCACUCUUGCUCCCAAGUCCUCAAAGCCGAAGGUCCAACUACGUGACUCCGACGGUCACUUGCAGGAUCCCAAGACACAGCUUCAGCAGCUCGAAACACACUACAGGAAACUGUAUGCAGAGGAUGAGGACUCCACAAUCCAGGGCCCUCCUCGAGCACCCAUUUGCAUCGACGUCACAGAGGCUGAGAUGACCAUGGCACUUUCGAAACUGUCUCCGCAUAAAGCUACCCCACCGGGCCUCGCCACGAACUCCUUGUGGAGGCUGACCUCGGACAUCGUUGCGCAAUUGCGACCCUUUGCGGAGCGGUUUCUGGCGGACCAGGCACAAUUUGCAUAUUUGUCGGGGCGUAAUGCUGCUCAAGCCAUACAUCGGGUUGCCACACAUUGUCAGCUUGUGCAGAGUCGAUGUUCGUUUUCAACACCCACAGUUGUGGAUCGGCACGCGCAGCAGCCGAAACCAUGUCCUCACUUCGCAGGCGUGCAAUUAUCGCUGGACUUGUCCAGCGCCUUUGACCUCAUGGAUUGGCGACUGCUGGACAAGGCAUUGCUUGCAUCGGGUAUAUACCGAGAGCUUCUUGACGAGGGGGAUCCGCUCAGUACGGCUCCUUGGCUUGAGCAGAACUCCACGAUCUACGCGGACGAUAUACACCUCAAGGACACUAUGCAGAGCACUCGUGAGCUGGACAACAUGGUGUAUCGCUUCAGUAAGGUUCUUGAUGCACUUGCUGCCCAUGGCAUGGUCAUCAACUCAGCCAAGUCGGCCUUGUUACUGCGACACCGGGGCAGUUUUAUGAAGGGCUGGCUGAGGCGACAUCUCAAGCACACACAUGAGGGUGAUCUGCUGCGGCUUCGUAGUCCAUCGGGUCAGGUGUAUGAAAUCCCGUUGCGUGAUCAACAUACGUACCUGGGAAUCCGCAUUUCGUAUCACUCCCAGGCCAAACAAGCGGUCACUUACAGGCUGCAAGCCGCGAACCAAGCAUGGCAAAGGCUUCGGGGUGUCUUAUGCUCCACCAGACAUCUUGCACAGAAACAUCGCAUCAGCCUGUGGAGCUCUACUGUGCUCCCCACGUUGUUUUAUGGCAUUGCUGCAUCCAACCCAGGUGCUAAGGAUAUUCUGCGAAUGCAGCAUAUGAUGACCAAACAGGUGUGCGCAAUCACUCGAUCAUUUGCUCAUCUUCAGAAAGAAUCCACACGCGAUCUCCUGCACAGAUGCUCUCUGCGUACUGUACUUGAGCACCUACAACAGGAGGCCGAAGCCUUGCAUCGCAGUUUGCUUUGCCUGAGUGCCCAGACGAGCUUUGUGACUGUGGAGCAGGCGGAAUCAGCUCGUGAAGUCGCCGCUACACUUCAUCUUCAGGUACAACGGCAAUGGCAGGUGCCUGUGAAUGCCAACGAGGGAGCCACUGACCCUGCAGCACAUCAGUGUCGGGAAUGCCAUCGUGUUUUCAGCUCCUUCCGGCUAUUGCGCUCUCACGAGGCUAAGUGGCAUGGACUUAAAACGCCAGCUGCUGCACCGGUGCCUUUUGACAGGUAUGCUCACGGUACUGAUGGGCUGCCUACGUGCAGGCACUGUGCUCACUCAUUUCGCCAAUGGGACGGGCCGAUCAAGCAUAUCAAGCGGAAUCGGUGCCAGGUUCUUCGUCAGCUCGAGAUACAGCCCUCCGAUGCUGUUCGACCCACGGUCCCUGUGCCAUUGGAGCCAAGACUGCCGGAUGUCUCCUCCUUUGUAGCUCCACUCCCUGAGGUAUUGGCUCACGAUAUCACUCCUGCUCAAGAGGCCUCGACCACCACAGAUGUUGUUCCCCAGUGUGCAAUGACUGUGAUCCCUGCUGGCGAUGCCCCUGCACAGGACGACUCCUCAGCAUCGAUGCAGGUGGCUGUUCCCCUUAGGCAACGACCCAUAGUACUUGAGACACUGCGCUUGCGAAGGUGGACCGACCUCCUCGAGAUGACGGAGAUCCAAACAUACCUCCAGCACCAUUGCCCGCUGUGUUAUCAGUGGCUGGCUGCCCCUACUAGCAUCAAGUACCAUCUCACCAUGCAGCACCCGGACAAGCUAUGGGCUACACAGGCGGUUUCCCUGGUCACAGACCCAGGAUCUACAGUAUCCAGGAGGCCAGGAGACGGACUGGAUGGAAUACCGUGUGAGCCGCCUCACUCAGCUUGUCCUGCGCCAGGAGCAGAUUAUCUCGGCAAUUCGCCAGGAUAUGGUGCUCUACCUCUUUUCGUGCGAUCCGGAGCGGAUGGGAUGGUGCCGGUCUUAUGCGACGCAGCGGAGAAGUGGAGAAAAAUGAAGGAGGAAGAACCGGAGAAGAUCAGCUUUUCCUUGAAGCUUGCCAUGUUCAAGCAAUUGCUGAUCUCGCUGCAUCAGAGGCUGACCAACAUGAUGGCGGACGAGGAGGCCUUGGCCAGGGCCAAGGCAUUGAACUGGAUCGACGAGCACAAGCAUUGGCGGCACCUCACUUGGAAUCCCACUCAGCAGCGCUUGGAGAUCGACAACUCAUUGAGACCUCUCCCGGCGGAGGAUCUGCUGGCCCAGUUGGUGCAGAUGAGAAAGGCUGUCACAGAGGAGACCCUGAUGAGGUUCAAGUCGAUGAAGAAGCUCUCCACGGAGGUGACAUCAGAUUGGAUCCAGUUCCAGAUGUGCCUAUCCCUUCGCCCGGAGGGCGGAGCAAUGUGGAACACGCUGAACCAGUGGAUCGGGCAAGCAUCGUGGCACACUCUGGGGGGCACUGUUGCGCUAGAUUCGGGGCCUACCACUGCCCCGAUUGCUAUUGUCCCGACGGCAGGUCCUAGCUUUGAUCUUCAGGCAGCCAUUGAAGGGUGGAGUGCUCAGGUGACGGCACGUUAUGCACUGCUGUCCCCGCCUUUCCUUCUCUGCUUGCAGAUUCAGCGAUUUGCUCAUGUCGAGGUGAGGCCCAUGGUUACGGCCUCGGACAAUGUUCGUAUGCCUAUCUUUACGGGUCCGGACACAUUGCGAAUCUGGUAUGCAUCCUAUCAGGUCGUUGCAGUGCAGCUACACUACGGAGACUCCUGA